Molecule: messenger RNA, 1191 nt
Organism: Perkinsus marinus ATCC 50983
Lineage: Eukaryota; Perkinsozoa; Perkinsida; Perkinsidae
Exons: 1
Coding region: 1-1191 (396 amino acids)
Biological process (GO): negative regulation of canonical Wnt signaling pathway
Cellular component (GO): cytoskeleton; non-motile cilium
Source: RefSeq, a predicted model, not a curated record
AUGCGGGAGAGGUCCCGGUCUAAGCUCGUCCAAAGGAGGAUACGUGAGACCUUGUUGGAGAAGCGCUACCUCCCAGCUAUCUCGGGUGAAGCGAGCUAUUUCACAGUUCCUUUCACGAACCCCCUAUCUGUCGAAGCCCUAUACUCGGUUCGGGUGGGCCGAGUCGGCGGCGACAGCAACUUGACAGUGGAGCGAUCCCGGCCAUGUGGACUCUCUUUGGUCACCGAUCCUAUAGAGUGGCGAUAUAUCGUGAAGUCACGAGGGUUCUCCGAGCCCAACAGCGGUUAUGAGCUUUUCACGGCUACGGCAGAAUUCCUGCUGCGCCCUGGUCAGAUGGUGGAGCUCCCCUUCCGGUUCUUGUCGCUCAUCGAGUCCGAGGCUGACUUGAUAUUCGAGAUCAGCAUCAGACGAAGUGGUGGCGAAAUCGCGAGAGUUGUCGAGCUGGUGAUCCCAGGGCCACUUGGAUUCCUGGUCGACCAAGUAGCGCGCUGCUGGGAACUCGAAGGGGCUGCGGUCCGCAAAACACUCUCGCUAGCAAAGGAGGUGGAGACUGAUGCCUCUUUGGUCAUUUCUCCCGAUGACUCGGGUGUUUCGGUCACCAGGGCUAAUGAGCAGCCCAGGCAGCUAUGUAUAUCCCUCAUGGCUCCUGGUGCUAUUGAGAGACCUCGAGAGGCGGUGUGCUUGGUCUACACACGGAGCGACAUCUACCGAGAGCGGCCGAUGUCGGUCGUGAGGAUCAUCUGCUAUGCUCUAUUUGGUGACUACGUGAAGGGCGUUGUUGGUCAGCCCAUCCACAAGGCAAUUAAACUCCCACCACAGCUCCACCAUGGAGCAUCGUCUAUAGUCGCGUACUCAACUAAUUCAGCACUUGCAGAGAUUGAACCCUCGCAUAUUCGAGUUCCCCGGUGCGGCCCAUGCCACCUUCCGCUCUCUAUCCUGCCUUCUAUUAGCGGCAUGAGCACCUGCCUAUUCUUCGUCGCCAAGGAUGGAGAGGCUUCAGCGAUGGGACGCCCUCUAGUUGGAUGGGUUCUUAACAUUCAGGCAGAGCCGCCUACUGUUACUGAGACUCACGACCUGACUCUGACGUAUGGGCAGCAAAGCAGGAAGCGUCUCCCCUUCCGCAAUCCUCUCACGCGCCAAACCGAAUUCAUGAUGAGUAGCUCAAACCCCGACAUACUACAGGUCAGUUAA